CGCACACCUGCCCCUCAUAUUCUUUCAAUUACAAAAAAUUUAUAAUCACAAUGGCAGCCUCAAUUAGGGCUAACUGUCGCAAGGUCAUUUGCAUUGGCCGCAACUAUGCCGACCAUAUUACGGAGCUCAAUAACACCACGCCCAAGCAGCCCUUCUUCUUCUUGAAGCCCGCUUCGGCCAUUCUGUGUCCUGGCGAGGGCCCCGUCUUACGUCCUAAGGGAACAAACCUACACUAUGAGGUGGAAUUAGCGUUGGUGAUGGGCAAGACACUUCGGGAUCAUGACCCGAACGAUGAGAAGGGAGCUUUGGAUGCUAUUCACAGCUACCUUCUCGGCAUUGACAUGACUGCCCGUAACGUACAAGACGAAGCUAAGAAGAAGGGUCUCCCAUGGUCCAUUGCCAAGGGGUUUGACACCUUCCUGCCUGUCUCCCAAGAAAUCGCCAAGUCGCGAAUCCCCAACCCUCACGAUGCCUUCCUUCGUCUGAGCGUCGGCUCCGAGGUGCGCCAGGCCGACUCGACCGGGUUGAUGCUUUACCGAAUCCCAAGACUGCUGGGCGAGAUCUCGCGAGUUAUGACCUUGGAGAAGGGUGACGUGGUCUUGACUGGUACACCGAAGGGUGUCGGAGAGGUGAAGUCCGGAGAUGUGAUGAGAGCUUCCAUCGAAGUCGACGGAAAGGAGAUCGAGGAAGGCCGGAUUGAGGUUGAGGUAAAGGAUCGUGAGGGUCGUUACCUGUACGCUGAGACUUGAGCUGUUGAUGAACAAGUGAUUGUAUGAAAUUCCGGGACUAAAGAUAUAUAUACCUCAAUGCAACACUUCAUUGUCACAUCCGGAUAUGUGAUACGCGAGGUUUGACUCAUGAAUUCAUUUCAAGAAGAUCAUCUUCGUCCGCCGGUAUUAUGGGUAUCACUCUUCGCUUUUUCUUCUUCCUGUGCUUGAUCGGAGUGUUAGGCUUUGAAUCCUCCCCAGGUUUUCCCGAGCCUGCCUUCAUUCGAACGGGUGAUCUGGCCGUUUGGAACUUCGUCUCAUUGAGCUUGUUAUGCAUGAAUUCGGCCAAUACAUCCCACGACCAUCCAGCAGCAUAUAGCUUCCUUUCCAUCAUAUCUCUGGUAGCGGUGUCUUCCAGUCCAUGUACAAAGGCCUUUGCAAUCUUGCUGCUCUUGAUCCACAAAGGCAAUUGAAUUCGGGUAUCUAUGGCAUACGACCAAUAAGCCCCCAGCGGUCUCGCAUUUUGUUUGAAGAGACGACGCAAGUUCUCCUGGCCCUGCAUGAUCAUUCCGUCGGACAGGCCUAAUUGAGUACUACGUCGCCCUUCCAUCGAACUAGACCUGGAUGGCCCCCAUGUGGUCUCAGACAGUGCCUGUAAAGAAUUUCCCCGUUCUUGUGUUGAAGCAAUGACAUCUUUGGGACACGAGUCAGGAACAAGUACGUCAGACCCUACUCGAGUUAUA
Aspergillus caelatus is the source of this 1450-nucleotide messenger RNA. Its product is annotated as fumarylacetoacetate hydrolase family protein. Lineage: Eukaryota; Fungi; Ascomycota; Eurotiomycetes; Eurotiales; Aspergillaceae. The transcript has 3 exons. Gene Ontology annotation, molecular function: acetylpyruvate hydrolase activity. Gene Ontology annotation, cellular component: mitochondrion. The record is from RefSeq and is a predicted model, not a curated record. The coding region runs from base 51 to 749 and encodes 232 amino acids.